Molecule: messenger RNA, 4573 nt
Organism: Aspergillus heteromorphus CBS 117.55
Lineage: Eukaryota; Fungi; Ascomycota; Eurotiomycetes; Eurotiales; Aspergillaceae
Product: RNA dependent RNA polymerase
Exons: 1
Coding region: 291-4247 (1318 amino acids)
Biological process (GO): siRNA processing
Cellular component (GO): nuclear RNA-directed RNA polymerase complex
Molecular function (GO): RNA-directed RNA polymerase activity
Source: RefSeq, a predicted model, not a curated record
UUUGCUUCCAGCCUCCGUUCCUUUCUUCAUGGCCUCGGGCGUCCUCUCCCGGCUGCACCAAGUGGUCAUCUGAACAGUAUUCGGGGCAAGACUCGGGUUGUUGUCCGGCAAACCUCUUGUUUGUUCACAGCCCUCCAAUCCCAUCCAGAGUCGUCGAGCCAUCCCCGCGCCUCCUCCGAGACUAGCCUGCAUCACCGAUUUCAUUGAUCGACCGCAGCACACAAACCGAUCCCUUGCCCUACAUCGUGCCAUCAGGGGCACCAGCAUUCCUGGACACCCACAUCGGGCCAAUGGUCGCCGUCCCCCGGACGCCCGUCAGGAGCGGCCCGGAAUUGAGUCAGCUGAUUGAUUCCAUCAACGACGAGUUCGGCCUCGAUAUUCCCAAUCCGCGUCUCUACUCGCCUUCGGUCGGACGGAACGACAAGUCGCUCGCGUGGCGCAGUUACCGCGGAAUCCAGCGCCUCUACUUCGAUCGCAAUGUGGAUCUGAACCAAAUCCUGAACAACCUCGAGGAGUGGGUAUUGUCCCAUUCCACAACCCGGGGCCAUGGCAUCAAUCACUGGGGACAUGUACCCGGGUCGUUCGCAAGCUUGUCGGGGAGAAAUGAACGUGGACAUACGAUCUUGUCGUUGUAUGAGAAGGAGGAGCGUCUGAGAUAUCUCGUCCGAUUGAUCGAGGACGAGGUGUAUCUCCUAAACAAGGGCUCUUUUACGGCUUUCAGGGAAGAAGAUGAACAUGAACUUCAAGAUGAACAUCCAGAGGUGCCGUCAGCUACAACAACUAGGUCUUUGAAGAGACGACUCUCGGUAGAGGAGGAGGAAUUCCACACCGCUCCAAAUUCCCCAGUCAAGGAUCCGGAUAGACCCGACAACGUUGCGAUUGCGAUAGGCCCGGAGCAGUUCUACGAUCUGGGCAUCAGGGGCCCUAAUGGAGGCAUGGUGGAUCUUCAGCCGACUACAGCGGCGUCUGUGCAUAUCUUCAAGAGUCCCAAGAAGCCGGACACGGCGCAGAAGCCGUCGAGGUUCGUGGAGCGACUGACUGCCCCGGAUAAUGUCCGGCUUUUCGACGCGGUGCAGCCCGCUCAGGACAGUGCGAAUUUCAGCUUCUCAACCACGGUGCCUGCCUUCUCCUCUGGGUUUCUCAGUUCGCGAAAUGGGCCAUAUAAUACCUCUUUUACUUCGACGGUCACCGAUCCAAUCAUGGAUAAUGAGUCGAUGUAUGGGGAGUCUGUGGUGGGACAUAUGAUGAGCGAUGAGAUGAGAACGACCUUCGAUCAACAGACAUUGCCGUCGUACAUACAAGAGCCGCGUUACUCUCUCGAGGGAGAGAUCAUGGGCGAGCUUCUCCACAACGGACCGUUCACCUUGGACCAGGAAUUCCCCAGCUCGGUCCCUCUUCGGUACCGGUACGAGAUGGAGAGGGUGGCCCGGACCUGGGAUAUCCCCUUGGACCGCAUACUUCGCGGGACCACCAUCUCCUUCAAGGCGCUCGAUGACUUCUGGCAGUGGAUCGCGGGCCACAAUCAACGGGAUGGGAAACGACUCCCCGAGAAGCCGAGUCGCAAGGCCUGGGACGCAGCUAUUGGCAACUUCAAGACUAGCAACCAUUCCGAGGCGGUGGUUCUCACGGGGGAGCUGGAGUGGUGCGCUGAGUCCGAACCGGGAAUCUUGAAAAUGAAGCUGAACCCUCUGAAGACCGAGCGCACCUGUCGCUUCCACCGUCGGUUUGGAUCCGAUCGCUUUCUUAGCCUGACUAUACCCGCCCCGGCGCGGCCGCCACCGCAUCUUCGACUCACUUCCCAGCCGACCCUUCUGCGCGAGAGUCUGGCUCUGUGGCUGACACAGAAUGUGCACCGGUGCCUGGGAAGGAUGUGGAAGCCAUUCUUUGUGGAGGAGGUCAAGUCCAAGCGCAAGAUCAAGUCGGAGCCGAAAUUCCGGGUCGACUUCUUCGCCAUUGAUGGGAUUGAUUUCGAUCAUGGUGUACGUCCGGUGCCUCCUAUCGCUCCUCAUGGGCAGGAAAGUGGAAAUCACACGCCAAUGAGCCUCGACGCGCUUAUUGACUGGCACAUGCCUUCUGAGGCAAACCGGGGCCAAUCCAACUGCAAAUUGUUCCAGCGUUUCUCCUUGGGGCUUUCGAAGACCUUUGCUACGGUGGUGUUGAAACCACGGCAAGUCUUCCCGCUACCCGAUGAUCCUGACUCCCCGGUUAUGAACGAUGGGUGCGCCCUGAUGUCCAGAGCCAUGGCCAACCAGAUCUGCGACUCUUUGGGGCUGACGGGAAAUACCCCGAGCUCCUUCCAGGGCCGCAUUGCGGGAGCCAAGGGGUUGUGGAUGGUCGACCGACAUCAGUCCCACAUCUCCGCUGGCGGGGAUAACAUAUGGAUUCAGAUAUCCGACUCGCAGUUGAAGAUCAAGCCGCACCCGCACGAGUGGCGGGGCCUGGUGGAUGAUGAGCAGCUCACAUUCGAGGUUGUCAAGUGGUCCAAACCGUUGCAUCCCGUAGAUUUGAAUACCCAGCUGUUGGCAAUCCUGGACCACGGUGGGCAUGUCAAAGAGCAUAUUGCAGACCUAACCCGAUUGGGGAUCCAAGGGGUCUAUCGAGACUUUGAGGAGGUCCUCAGGUCGGACAGUCCGGUGCUUUGUCGCAGUCUGAUCCAGAAGAUCCGGCCAUCGGCAGACGAUGGCUUUGGCUUGAUGUCCCAGAAAGCCCGGCGCUUUGAACAGUGGACGGCAAAUGACGCGGAAUGCGUAAUUCGACUCACCGAAGCCGGCUUUAGUCCCCGGAGCUUCUAUCCCCUGCGCAAACGACUGGGGAGGUGUCUCCGAGAUCUACUGGAGCGGUAUGUGGAUGAAUUGCAUAUUGAAGUGCCCCUUUCGACCUACGCUUUCUGCAUCGCGGAUCCAUACCAUGUGCUGAAAGAGGAUGAGGUGCAUUUUGGCUUUUCGAACAACUGGCGUGAUGGGGAGGGUCAAUUUGAAGAUAAUCUGCUAGAUGGCAUCGAUGUGCUUGUUGGACGUCUUCCGGCACAUCUUCCGUCCGACAUCCAACGCCGACGGGCCGUGUGGAAACCCGAGCUUCGACAUUUCAAGGACGUUAUCGUGUUCCCCAGUGUGGGCAAGGUUCCGUUGGCACAUAUGCUCUCGGGUGGCGAUUACGACGGCGAUACUCCCUGGAUCUGCUGGGACCAGAAUAUAGUCCGCAACUUCUACAACACGGAUCUCCCGGGCGUGGAGUUUCCCCCGGAGCACUUUGGUCUCACGAAGCAUUCUGUUCCCAUGCGCGACAUCCAGUCGAAGGAUGAGUUCCUCCAGAGCGCGUUCACGUUCAACCUGACGCUGUCCAAUCUGGGACGCUGCACGGUCGAGCACGAGAAGAUUGCCUACGAUGAGUCGAUCGACUGCAAGAAGGCCAAGGAGCUCGCCUGUCUCCUGAGCCACUUGGUAGAUGGGCGCAAAGGGGGCGUCCAUCUCUCGGAGAAGGCAUGGCAGCAAUACCGCAAGCGGAUCAGCCCGCGGGUUCGCGAACUGCCCGCGUACAAGAACCCCGAGCGCAAGCAUAAGCGCACCAACAUCAUCGAUUAUCUCCGAUUCGAUGUAGCGCGCGAGGAGAGACACAGGGCAUUGCGACAGAUGGAAGAAGCCUUUCCUGAGGCAGAGACCUCUCGCAGCCGCGACGAGGAUCUGGUCCAGCCGUGGAAAGAUGCCCGAGAUCAGGCCAAAUCCGACAAGCAGGAGAGCAGGCAGUUAUAUGUCGCCCUCCGAGGCAUGGCGGCGGCGAUCAAGAGAUUUUACGACCAAUGGUCCAACGCCAUCGGAGGAGGACAGGCUUCCUUCUCGCCGUUGGCGCUGGAAGCCGCCGAGGAGGCCCGCGCCAUCCCUCCCCCAGAGGGCGAUCAUCCCCUGAUCCACGCAUGGCAGCACUGUCGCGACGAGUGGCUCCGCGUGCUGGCGUCGUAUACAUAUCAGCAACAUCCCCACUCCAGUUUCGUGAUUCAUGCUUUCGGUGAGACGCUGUGCCAGAUCAAGACGAGUACCCGGCCGGCGCGGUCGGUGACGAACGAGAUCCUGGCGUGCUAUCGCGUCAACCAGAAGGUCAUUAAGCAGUUGACAGCGCGGGACGCCGAAGAGGAAGAUGAUACGAAUGGCGAGGAUGAGUACGAGGGACAUGAGGCCAUUGAAGCGAUGCUGUUUGGGCUGCGGCCGUCCGCAGGAUACUUUGAUCCGGAUGAUGGGAUGUCAGUGGAAUAAAGGACUGGGAUUGAUAUUGGGUUUGGGUUUGGGAUCUACAUUGGUACAUGUUAUCGGAUGGAACUAUUGAAGCAUUUGUGCUGUAUAUGAUUGGGAUGAGACAUGCAGAUGCCUUAACUGGGUUGGAUACUGCACACUUUCUUACCUUACUCGUUGAUUGGCCAGGUGGUUACCGAAUCAGGCCUCGUCACGAGGGCUUAGUAAUAGCCACGCCCGGAACGGCGAUCAUGUGGCACGGCCCCUAUGAAGCAGGCGGUGGGGCGGCGCAGAAUCAUGACGCGGCAUCACAUGCUCGGCAGGAUUGACACGAUGGAUGGUGGAUGGUG